UAAAUAAAAUUAACGUUAACUGAAAUAAAAUAUUAAACAUAAAUAAACGCGUUUUUCCAUCUAGCAGCAAACAUUUCUCAUUAUAUAUUUAGUUUAGCUUGGUACACUAAAUACUAAUUACUUUUUUAUGGUCACUGCAGCAGGUUCACCUGAUCGGUAAUUCAGUAAUAAAAUGAACACGUGGAUUUAAAAAAAAAAAAAUGUUAGAGGUAUGUUUACAAAUCUCUCGCCGCACGUGACAGGGGCGUGACCUUUGAGGAGCUCGACCCCCUUGUUCUUUCUCUCCCCAUUCAUUUCUCAAUACUUCCUGUGAAAGGUAAACAAAUGGCGCUCCGCACUCCAAAGUGUAAAAUGGUUCAAAAUGUAAGCCGAAUUCGCCUAUUUAAGAGUUCAAAAUGCCCGGUCAGAAGAGAAAAUUUAAUGUUCGCUUUCCACCCGGACGCAUCAAGAAAAUAAUGCAAAAGGACACAGAGGUUGGACGAAUCGCUACAGCAGUACCAGUCAUCAUAUCUAAAGCUUUAGAAAUGUUCCUCAGAUCUCUUCUCACCAUGACCUGUAAAAUAACCCAGUCCAGGAACAGCAGAGUGAUGUCCAUAAAUCACAUGAAACAGUGCAUUCAUUCGGAGAAGUUGUUUGACUUCCUGAAGGAUUUGGCAGAUCAGGCCUCCACUGUAUCAACAUCAGAGUGCAAAACUAAGGGCAAAUGGCAGUCACACAGGAAACGGUGGCAAAGUGUGUCUAUCAAAGCCAGGUCACCGGAGAGGGAGGAGCCGCCCCAGAAAGCCACCAAUGAUUUGGUCAUCAACAGUGAUUCAUCCAGUGAGUCUGAGCUGUUCAUCUGCUUGGAAACUCAUUCACCUUGACCGGGCUUUUGAAAAGUUUGACAAGAUCGAACAAUCUCUCGCUGAGAACUGCAGUGUUGUUUAUGAAGACCCAACAUCUUUUGGGAGGGGGAGGGGGGGUGUUAUUGUUAUUCUUAGCAUCUGACAUAAAUAUUGAAUUUUUAAUUUGUGAAAUUGCUCUAUUGUGGUAUUAUAUUGACCAUGAAAUUAACGAUAUAAUUUUUGUUUUCAAGUUUUCCCGGGAGUUUUAAAUUCCGAUAAGGAAGAAAAUAAUUUGUUUAUUAUAUAAUAAGAGAUUUUGUGAUUUUGAGCAUCUCCACUAUUUUUCUUUCAGUUGGAUUCGUAAUUAAAACUGUAGUUUGAACUGUCUAAUGUUUAUAAUGUAAAGUGAUUUUCUGAGCUGAGGCAUAUGUGAUUAUAUAAUAUUUAUUAGAUAAAGGUAAAUAUUUAUUCUUUUCUUUUCUAUCCGUCAUCGUUUUGUUACUAUUAUCCACAGUAGGUUACAGGGUUCUUUAAGCGGCAUAUUGUAUGACAAAGUCAAUUGUAUUUUAUAGUAAAUAUUCUAUAAGGUAUAUUUUAAGAUGUCAAUAUUACACAAUAUUGUAUAAAUAUGCAUUUUCUACUCCUAACCUGACUACUGUGAUAUAUGACAAGCUGUAGUAGAAAAUGUUUAAAAUAAC
Onychostoma macrolepis is the source of this 1522-nucleotide messenger RNA. RefSeq names its product dr1-associated corepressor. Gene Ontology annotation, cellular component: negative cofactor 2 complex; nucleus. Gene Ontology annotation, biological process: positive regulation of transcription by RNA polymerase II; negative regulation of transcription by RNA polymerase II; transcription by RNA polymerase II. The transcript has 7 exons. The coding region runs from base 396 to 863 and encodes 155 amino acids. NCBI's taxonomy places the organism in Eukaryota, Metazoa, Chordata, Actinopteri, Cypriniformes, Cyprinidae. Gene Ontology annotation, molecular function: transcription corepressor activity; transcription coactivator activity; core promoter sequence-specific DNA binding. The record is from RefSeq and is a predicted model, not a curated record.